GUGUAAUUUGCAUCAAGAAGAGCCAAGACGUCGAUCGUGUCGCAUCACUUUUCGUGUCGCAUCACACGCACUUACAGGAGCUACACACGGCGCGGUUUGUCCACCUGCCCGCACCACCUCUAUCCAUCCAUCCAUCCAAAACCUAUAGACCCACAUGAUGACCAUCUCUCUAGCUCGUAGGAGGAAACCCCCGCCCCUCUAUACACAUACACACUCCCUGCCUCCCUCCCUCGCUCGUAUAUACACACACCUACACAACCGAUCCGUCAGCUCGUGAUUGGGGGCUCUGCGGCUGUCGGCUGCUGCUGGUGCCCCUGUAUCAGGUUGGCCUGCAGGUGGUAGGCCAGGUUGGUGUCGUCUGAUGCUGCCGGCUGAAACUGUGGCGCCGCAUUGUCGGGAUUCAGCUUCUUGAACUUGACCUGAAUGCGACACCGCAUUGCAAUGGACACGACACACGCACAGAUACACAAUGGACGCGGUGAUAUGCUCUUGUUGCUGUGUGUAUCUGUGGCGCUGACCACUUGUUUGAAGAUGUACUCUAGAAUGUGUCGCGCGCUGCGCUUCUCGCCCAGGUGCUGAACCAACACAUGAGUCUCAGAAGGAAUCGCUUGUCUGGGGUGCGUCCACUGCCCCGUUUCGUUCAUUACCUGGUUGAUGGCGAGCACUUCUCCGGCCUGCCGGACGUAGUACUCGAUGUCGUCGUCGCUGCACUUGUUGGUCAACUGAGCCAACUGGAUCCUGAACAAACACACGGCGCAGGGAAGCCGCUGAGCCAAACGGCCCAGAGGUUGCCUUCCCGUGUACCUCUCAGAUGCGAAUUGUUCAUCGAGGUCGAACAGGUCGAGGGCCGGAGGGGGCGGGUCACGGUAGAUUGGCGGGAACACUGAGGCGGACAGACACACAGCCACACAACGGAUGCAUGCCAUGCAUCGAAAACAAGAGUACUUAUACCUGCUGGCUGCAGUGGCGGCAGUGGUGUCUCGAAGCUUGGCGGGAUCAGCGACAGCGGCUCGUGCUUGAUGCCCAUCUCUACAACACACCACACCAAACCACAAACCACACACAAAACGUCGGGCUGCCAGUGUGUGCCUGGGUGCCUGCACGUGACAUGGCUGACUGACCUUGAUAGAGUUUGAUAGCGCUGGGAAUGAGUGAGGUGUCGAAUCGGAACAGCGAGUCGUCGAACAGCUGAGUGAAGUCACGAGGGAGCGGCUCGGGCUCCUGCAGACACACACACGGCAGCACAGGCACCACAUUCACAUCCUCACUCGGCUCAGUUGGCUACCUGCAGGCAUGGCUUGAGUUGUUCAGCGAUGCUGGCCGUCUGGGGGGCGUAGUGGUACUCGUUGAUCUCGGGCUCUGAACACACACACGGAGCGGGAUGGAUGCACGGGCACGCUAUGCGAUGCUAUGCGUGCUGUGUGUGUGUGAUGUCUCUCUCUCACCUUCUCCAUAUGGGUAGGACAGCUCGCAGUCGUUGCGGUGCAGCAGCCACUGAAACAACACAUCCUGCAUAGACCACACAGGCAGUGCCACACAGGUAGGUGGACAGCCAUACGGCCGGCAAUGGGCGGAUUGAUGCCGAGGCUGACCUGCAGCCUCGCAUUUCGUUCCUUGUCGAAGUAUUCAUCGUCGAAUAUCUUGACGCUGCUCACCACCAGCAGCCGACCCGUCGGACCACGCACACCCUCACUGCUGUAGGCCGCCGCCACCGGCCUGCACGCAACAUACAUGGCAUAGAAACAGGAUGAGAUGAGAUGGAGAGCUGGCUGUUGGUGUGUUGGGUCAGAGACUGACUGGUUGAGUUGACCUGUUGCAUGGGUAUGACACGUGGCUGCUGCUGAGGAUCGGCACCGCUGGCUUCUGCACAUUCAGCGUCGCACCUGAUGCCCCAUCAAUGUCAGUCACACUCAGCUUAUACGCAAGAUCCAUCCAUCGUAUGUCCGUCCGUUCUCACCGCACCGUAUGGGAAGACGAAGUCAAGCCCGGAUCGUGCGCUCUGGCCCAUCUGUGCCCCGGCAUCCGGCGCAUCCCUCAGCACGUUCAGCUGCGACACGAAUCCUGCAUCCUGCAUACACCAUUGCGCCGGAGGUGAAUGUACCCGCUGCCGUCAUUGCGCAUGUGUGUGGCAUGUAGGUGUCGGUGUGGGUACUUUUGCCUUCCUCUUCUCGCCCUUUGCGCAUCUGAGGAUGUCGCGGCAGAGAAUCCCCUGAGAGAUGAAACACUCCUGACAUAGACAGGUAAAGGACUAGAAUGAGUGGUUUGAGGGGUUGUGUCUGUGUGUCAAUGUGGCGAGAAGGUGUUGUGUGUGUAUGGGUGUGUGAGUGUGUUGCCUUAGGGUGUGGGUAUUUGUAGAAUGCGGUGCGGAGGACGGCGUCCGAGUUGACGAAGAUGCCGUACUGCUCCAGCAGGUAGUUCACAUUCGUCGGGUACCUAACACACACACACACACACAGAGUGGUACACACGUGCGUAUCUCCCUCCUUCUGGUAUGGUUUUCCUCUCUCUGCCCACCUUGCCUCCCCUCCCUGGCCAAUCAUGAUCAGGAUGCUCCCACCUACGCGCACUCGUGCACAAACCGACCGAUGCCCUCAUUGCUGCACUCUGGGCGCCUGUGUUUGACCCACCAGCGUCGAUGUAUUCCUUCAUGGCUUCGAACUCCUCCCCACUGAAUGGCUCACGGGGGCCGGCAAACACCACCAACUUGGCCUCGCGCAGCCGCUCCGCCGUCAGCGGCUCCUUGUUGAUCCCACACUGACCCAACACACAAGAAAGACCCGUGUGGCCCUCCAUGCGGCCGCCGUGCAUUCUCACCUGCACUUCUGUCCUGAGUUUGCGGAUCAUCUUUUUGAAGUUGGUUUGCGGCACGGCGGCCUCCUUCUUGGACACGUCAAAGAGCACCAGAUCCCCCUCGCCAGGCUCCGCGCCGUUGCGCUCCGCCACGUGAUUCAUCGUAUGCAUCUUUUGAGAACAGGAUGUGAUGAUCACAGCUUGAGAGCCCCUCACACGGACGCAGCGCACAGAUCCACGGCGGCGUUUUUCC
Molecule: messenger RNA, 3043 nt
Organism: Vitrella brassicaformis
Lineage: Eukaryota; Vitrellaceae
Source: the annotation of a GenBank genome assembly